Molecule: messenger RNA, 1041 nt
Organism: Tuber melanosporum (Perigord truffle)
Lineage: Eukaryota; Fungi; Ascomycota; Pezizomycetes; Pezizales; Tuberaceae
Exons: 1
Coding region: 1-1041 (346 amino acids)
Source: RefSeq, a predicted model, not a curated record
AUGUCGAAUAGACCAGCUGGACAGCUUACGCCCGGUGAUUGUCGUCCCCUCCUCGACCAGCCUGAACUCUACGGCAUCGGAGUCCGAGUGGGUACGUACACGCAAUGGCUGUCCACGAUCCUAACGGUCUGCCUCGUGCACGACCAAGAGGAGCGCGCGACCAUGCGGAACGUAAACUACGCUUUUGCCUUCGCGGAAUGGGUUGCAUUGGUAAACCAGACCCGAUCAAUCUGGCCUGCGGACGGUGUGAUCGUUACUUUCCUGUUCAUGGGCACCCUCACGCUCCUCUGCAUGUUAGAGAUAUUCGACCGGAUGCGUCCGCGCAAAUCCCGCCGGGAGGAUCCCAACCUCGCCACUGGCGGGGAGAUGGCCAGGCUCACACUACUCGGGGCCUUCGUUAUAUGGGUGAUUUGGUGGUGGUUUGAAGGAAUAUAUCAUACUUUGAGGGAUUGUGGAACCUUUAUUUAUUACUACGGAGGUCCGGUGCAGGUCCUGGGAAAUUUCAAACUCAUCGGGAGGAUUUGGUCACCUUUGCUGUUUCUCAUGUUCAUUCCUGUCCUGGGAAAGUUUGGAGUUUUUAUACGGAGGUCAUCUAGGAACUUCCAUAUCCUGCGGGACCCUGCAAUGGCUAUAGCCGAAGGAGGGGCAGCAGAUGCUAAGGCUGAGGCAACAGGUGCAGAGCCGGUAGGCAUUUUGUCGGUAGAUUUCUGGACACAGGUUUUUGCCCUGGAGGAGUCGGAACCCUACGAGCCUAGUAUCCCGAACCCUAGAACGAAGCAGCGGAGGGGGCUGUAUUGCGCAUUGGGGCUUGGAAUUGGCGUGUUUAUACUUAUCAUUUUUCUCGAGAUUAUGUUGGCGUAUGGGGCUGUUGAUGAGAUUAACAGCAUCUCCGGGGUCGGCGAUAGCGUGCCGAUGGUUAUUGGGUGCGGCGAUAUGCUGUUGAUUUUGUGGAAGUUGAAAGAGCAAAGGGAGUUUGAGAUGGCUCGCGUACUUUCCCUUUUGCUCGUCCUGACGGUGCGGGUUUCGCUAAUCAUUUGUUAG